AUGACAGAAAAUGUCCUCUGCCGCCUGGCCACCUACUUGGAGGAACUCGAGGCUGUGGACCUGAAAAAGUUCAAGCUAUACCUGAGGACCACAACAGAGCUGGGGCAGGACAAAAUCCCCUGGGGACGGAUGGAGAAUGCUGGUCCCUUGGAAAUGGCCCAGCUGCUCAUUGCUCAUCAUGGGUCAGGGGAGGCCUGGCUGCUGGCUCUUAGCAUCUUUGAAUGGAUCAACAGGAAGGACCUAUGGGAACGAGGACAGAGAGAAGACCUGGUGAGGGAUGCUCCAACUGGUGCCCCGUACUCACUGGGGAGACAGUCGAGAUGUCCUGUGGAAGUAUGUGCUAACACACCAAGGAAAGAUCCUCGGGAAACCUACCAUGACUAUGUUCGGCGGAAAUUCCGGCUGAUGGAAGACCGAAACGCACGACUGGGAGAAUGUGUCAACCUCAGCCACCGGUACACACGGCUUCUCUUGGUGAAGGAGCACUCAAACCCCAUGAGGGCCCAGGAGAAGCUUUUGUCCAUGAGCCAGGGACACUUGAGAACCAUGGACCACCUGGCCAGCCCCAUCCAGAUAGAGACCCUCUUCGAGCCAGAUGAAGAGAGACCCGAACCACCCCACACUGUGGUCCUGCAAGGGGCAGCGGGUAUGGGUAAGUCCAUGCUAGCUCACAAGAUGAUGUUGGACUGGGCAGAUGGAAGACUCUUCCAGGGUAGGUUUGAUUUCAUCUUCUACAUCAACUGUAGAGAGAUGAACCAGAAGGCUGAGCGGAGCUUGCAAGAUCUCAUCUCCAGCUGUUGGCCAGAGCAGAGCGAACCUCACCCUGAACUUGUCCAGGCUCCUGAGUGCCUCCUUUUCAUCAUUGAUGGCUUUGAUGAGCUCAAGCCCUCAUUCCACCAUCCUCAGGACCCCUGGUGCUUUUGCUGGAAAGAGAAACAACCCACAGAGCUCCUUCUCAGCAGCCUGAUUCAGAAGAAGUUGCUUCCUGAGUCAUCUCUGCUGAUCACCACCCGACCCACGGCUUUGGAGAAGCUCCAUCGAUUGUUGGAGCACCCCCGGCAUGUGGAAAUCUUGGGUUUCUCUGAGGCAGAGAUAAAGGAAUACUUCUACAAGUAUUUCCACAGUGAGGAGCAGGCCAGCCAAGCCUUCAAUUUAGUGAGAGAAAAUGAGCCCCUCUUCACCAUGUGUUUUGUUCCCAUGGUGUGUUGGGUGGUUUGCACUUGUCUCAAGCAGCAGCUAGAGGGCGCAGAGUUUGUAAGACAGACGUCCAGGACCACCACAGCAGUGUACACACUCUAUCUUCUGAAUCUGAUGCAACCCAAGCCUGGUACCCCGACUCACAAGCCCCCACUCAACCAGAAAGGGCUGUGCUCCUUGGCUGCUGAUGGUCUCUGGAACCAGAAGGUCCUAUUUGAGGAGCAAGACCUACGUAAACACGGUCUGGAUGGGGUGGAUGUAUCUGCCUUCCUCAACAUGAACAUCUUCCAGAAGGACAUCAACUGUGAGAAGUUCUACAGCUUCAUCCACCUGAGUUUCCAGGAAUUCUUUGCUGCCAUGAACUAUAUCUUAGAUGGCUGGGAGAGUGGGUUGGGUCCAGAUCAGAAUGUGAGCAGACUGUUGGCUGAGUAUGGGUCAUCAAACAGGAGCUUCCUGGCCCCCACUGUCCGCUUCUUGUUUGGACUCCUAAAUGAAGAGAUUAGAAGCUACCUGGAGAAGAGUCUUGGCUGGAAGGUCUCACCUCACAUCAAGAUGGAAUUGUUGAAGUGGAUUCAGAGCAAAGCUCAGAGUGAAGGGUCUACCCUCCAGCAGGGGUCCUUGGAGCUCUUAAGCUGUUUGUAUGAGAUCCAAGAGGAGGAAUUUAUCCAACAGGCCCUGAGCCACUUUCAGGUGGUUGUGGUCAACAACAUUGCCACCAAGAUGGAGCACAUGGUCUCCUCAUUUUGCAUGAAGAGCUGCAAGAGUGUCCUGGUGGUGCACUUGUAUGGAGCAGCCUUCAGUGCAGAUGAAGACAGUAGGGAGAGAUGGUCUUCAGUGCUCCAGACAUCAUUGGCACACUUACCUGAGAGGAGUGUUCUACCCAAUGCCUACAGUGAACAUCUUGCGGCUGCUCUGCACAACAAUCCUAACCUGAUAGAGCUGGUUUUGUACCACAAUGCCCUGGGAAGCCGGGGGGUGAAGCUGCUGUGCCAAGGACUCAGACACCCCAACUGCAAACUUCAGAACUUGAGGCUGAAGAGAUGCCAUGUCUCCAGCUCAGCCUGUGAGGACCUGGCGGUCGCCGUGACAACCAACAAGCAUCUCAUGAGGAUGGAUCUGAGCAGGAACAGUCUCGGGCUGCCAGGCAUGAAACUGCUCUGUGCGGGCCUCCGGCACCCCAAAUGCCGACUGCAGAUGAUUCAGUUGAGAAAAUGUCAACUAGAAGCUGGGGCUUGUCAGGAGAUCUCAUCGGUGCUCAGCAAUAACCAGCAUCUGAUAGAAUUAGACCUGACAGGCAACGCACUGGAGGAUCAGGGUCUGAAGCUAUUGUGUCAAGGUUUGAAACACCCCACGUGUCAGCUGCAGACUUUAUGGUUGAAGAUUUGCCGCCUCACUGCUGGGGGCUGUGAAGACCUCUCCUCAGUUCUCAGCAUGAACCAGAGCUUAAGGGAGCUGGACCUGAGCUUGAAUGAUCUGGGGGACCUUGGAGUGCUACUACUGUGUGAGGGUCUCAGACACCCCAAGUGCAAACUUCAGACCCUCCGGGUGGGCAUUUGCCGUCUCGGUUCUGCAGCCUGCGAGGGUCUGGCUGCCGUGCUCCAAGCCAAUCACCACCUCCAGGAAUUGGACCUGAGUUUCAAUGACCUGGGAGACCAGGGCAUACGUCUGAUGUGCGAGGGGCUGCGCCAUCCCACCUGCCGACUCCAGAAACUGUGGCUGGACAGCUGUGGCCUCACAGCCCGAGCAUGUGAGCAUCUGUCUUCCACCCUGGGAGUCAACCAGACCCUCACUGAGCUCUACCUGACCAACAAUGCCCUGAGGGACACCGGUGUCCGGCUGCUGUGCAAGACCUUGAGUCAUCCUCGCUGCAAACUUCGAGUUCUCUGGCUCUUUGGGAUGAACUUGAAUAACAUAACCCACAGAGCACUGGCGGAACUUCGCGUAAAGAAACCUUACUUAGACAUUGGCUGCUGA
Molecule: messenger RNA, 3171 nt
Organism: Chrysochloris asiatica (Cape golden mole)
Lineage: Eukaryota; Metazoa; Chordata; Mammalia; Afrosoricida; Chrysochloridae
Gene: NLRP12
Product: NLR family, pyrin domain containing 12
Exons: 10
Coding region: 1-3171 (1056 amino acids)
Biological process (GO): positive regulation of MHC class I biosynthetic process; negative regulation of inflammatory response; cellular response to cytokine stimulus
Cellular component (GO): cytoplasm
Molecular function (GO): protein binding
Source: RefSeq, a predicted model, not a curated record